AUGGGUACUGAUAGAUUCAACUUGUCACAGGAGAGGCUCACAGAGGAAUUUGGAACCCCUGUGCAAUGUCAACGCCUGUGGUGGUGGACUAGACGGCAGAACAACACAUACCGUGUUGACAGGCCAUUGACAACCGAAGAGGAGAAAAUACCUGAAAUAAAAUUUGACCCAUGGGUGUUGUGCGAAGCCAUUGACCUUCAUCGUACCUUUUCAGAAAAUGAGAUUGUAACUGGGGACAUUAUUUGCUACCAGAAAAUCUUGAAGACACAGGACUUGCCAAAAUAUCAUUCUGUUGCAUCUUUUCUCCAGCAUAUUUGUGAUCAGAAGGAAGAAGAAAUGAAGAGACAAAUUUUAGAAGAGAAGAUUGCUGGGUUAGAACACCAGGCAUCAGCAGAUCGUCUUGAGAAAGUAGAGACACUGAUAGCGUAUGAUCAGAUGAAACAUGAACGAGACAAUGCUGUGCGACAAGUGAACGAGCUGCGCGAUCAGAGCACACACGCCAUUCUCAAAUUCUCCCGUUGUGACCUGGAACAAGCGACGGAGCAUUUCACCGAUGCCUGUAAGGUUGGUGAUACUGAAUAUGGCCGCACAUACAAAGCCAUCAUGCACGGUACCGAGGUGGCGAUCAAGCUGUCCAGCACCGAGAGCUUAUUUCAACAAGAGGUUACUGUUCUUGGUCAAUGUCGGCAUCCAAAUAUCAUCACAUUUAUCGGAGUAUGCUCGAAAAUCUCCGCCCUAGUGUACGAAUGGUUACCAAACGGAAGAAACCUCGAGGACCACAUCGUUUGCGCGAACAAUUCAACACCUCUACCAUGGCAAAACCGCACGCAGAUCAUCGGGGAGAUCUGCUGCGCGCUGCUCUUCCUCCACUCGAACAACAAGAAUCCUCCUACUGCUGCUUUGAUCCAUGGCGAUCUCAGGCCUUGCAACAUCCUCAUCGACGACGACGCCAGCUACAGAAGCAGGCUCUGCAACGUCGGCCUAUCGAGCCUGUUCUUGCAGCCCGGGACCUGCCCACCCAACCUGAUGGAGAGGCUGUCGUACAUGGACCCUGAGUUCAUCACCACCGGGGAGCUCACAACACUCUCCGAUGUGUAUUCAUUUGGUGUGAUCAUCCUACGGCUAUUGACCGGGAUGGCACCGUUGAAUCUGUCCAAGAAAGUUGCAGCGGAAUUGGAGAGUGAUAACCUGCACAGGCUGAUCGAUAAAUCUGCUGGAGACUGGCCUUACAAGGAGGCCAAACAGCUGGCUGUCCUUGGUGUUAGAUGCGCUGAAAUGGCAAGGGAGAAACGGCCCGAUCUCUUGAACGAUGUGUGGAGAGUCGUCAGGCCACUGAUGAGGAAGCCCUCUUCUUGCCCGUACUUUCCACCGGCAUCACCAGAAGUUUGUAUCCCUGCUCCUUUCAUCUGUCCGAUCCUCAUGGAGAUCAUGAAAGAUCCUCAAGUCGCAUCUGAUGGGUUCACCUAUGAAGGAGAGGCCAUAAGGAGGUGGUUUGAUAGCGGGAAUAAUAGGUCUCCGAUGACGAACUUGGUCCUUCCCGAUCUCAAACUCAUCCCUAAUCGUGUCCUCCGUUCUUCCAUCCAUGAGUAUCUUCGGCAGCAGAAACAACAGCAGCAGCAGGAGGAGGGUUCAGUCACCUAAUUUCUGAUGAAGGGGACAAAUUUUCGUUUGAAAGUAGUUGCCUGACGGCUGUUGUGAUUUCAGUUAAGUAGGAAACAGUGAAGAACAAAUGGCAAGAGGACUACUAAUACAGGGAAGAAGUUACUAGACA
Molecule: messenger RNA, 1771 nt
Organism: Oryza sativa Japonica Group (Japanese rice)
Lineage: Eukaryota; Viridiplantae; Streptophyta; Magnoliopsida; Poales; Poaceae
Source: RefSeq, a predicted model, not a curated record